This is a messenger RNA of Aureobasidium vineae, 546 nucleotides long. The record is from the annotation of a GenBank genome assembly. NCBI's taxonomy places the organism in Eukaryota, Fungi, Ascomycota, Dothideomycetes, Dothideales, Saccotheciaceae.
AUGGCGCCCUCUGCGUCAGUCAACGUUCCCACGAACACCAAGAUCAAGGAGCAGGAUGUCAACAACAAGCUCCAGCUCUAUGGGAUCUUCUCUGGUAGGUCCUUUGAGCGAUGCGCUUCUUCCAACCUCGUCGUUCACAUUGCUAACGUGCGCUCGCUNUCAGCCUUCACCAAUGGCAAGGUUCCAUCAAACAAGCAGAUUGAUGUUGCUAUGAACAGCGCUCUCGCAUCGCGACCGCUCUCGAACCCUUCAAAGAAGCUCUCGACAGAGGGUCAGAAGCUCGUUGGUGACUUGCGCGAGGUCGUUGAGCAGGCCAAACUUCUGCUCCUGACCAAGAACGAGGGCAACCUCCUCCAGGACUUCAUCUGGCAAACUCAGCAGAUCUCCGGUGGCAACGCCGGCACGCCUAACGCUCCUGUCGGUAAGGACACAGCCAAGCAACACGGCAACGAGGCUCUCGACGGUCUGCGCACCCUCGGCACGCUCAUCCUGUCCAACGGUCAAUUCCGCAAGCUCUGUAAGUAUAGGUCGUAUUCUCCACCAUGA